Messenger RNA from Papilio xuthus (Asian swallowtail), 1177 nucleotides. It is a transcript of the gene mrj, whose product is annotated as DnaJ heat shock protein family (Hsp40) member B6 mrj. The record is from RefSeq and is a predicted model, not a curated record. The transcript has 7 exons. The coding region runs from base 509 to 1177 and encodes 222 amino acids. Gene Ontology annotation, molecular function: Hsp70 protein binding. NCBI's taxonomy places the organism in Eukaryota, Metazoa, Arthropoda, Insecta, Lepidoptera, Papilionidae.
AUUUGGUCUUGGUGGUUCUUGGUAGAAGUUGGUAGAGCUGGUAUCUACAACUGUGCAACAGUAUGUCAGUCUGAUAUUUAUUAGAAAUAGGUGCGGUUACAAAACACCUUAGUUUAUUAUCUUUUGUUUAAUUCAGCAAAUUUUCACUACCAAAAUUUACUGUUUUUCCAUACUACGGUAUAUGACAAAUUGCUUAACAAAGGCCUGAUUGUGAUAGAUUCAGUGUUAUUAUUUUCUCCAGCAGAUCGAACAACAGUGUCAUUGGACAAGACCAAUCAUCCGUUUCGUGCAUGUGUAUUCUACAUAAUAGAAGUCGCUAUCAAAUUGUGAUCGGAUGUCAAUGCUGGGUUAGAUUUAAAAUACAAAGGUGAUAAAAGUGUAGUGAAUUGUGUAAUUUCGACAUUCGACAAAAACAUCGAUUUGGUCGCUGCUGUUGCACCUGUCUUUAUUCACCGGAAGAACAAAUGUUAUUUUAAGAUAAUUGUAUCCCCCUUGCGGGUAACUAAAUAUGGUGGACUACUACAGAACAUUGGGUGUUUCAAAGACUGCUUCUGAAGCAGAGAUCAAAAAGGCUUAUAGAAAAUUAGCUCUUAAAUGGCACCCGGAUAAGAAUCCAGACAAUGCAGAUGAGGCUAACAGAAGAUUUAAGGAAAUAUCUGAGGCUUAUGAAGUUUUGUCUGAUGAAAACAAGAGGAAAGUGUAUGAUGCACGGGCUUCCAGUCACCACAGUCACAGAUAUCAAAGCAAGAAUGGAGUAAAUGGCCACCGACACUUUAGCUUCAAGGGGUUUUUCGGAGAGACACCUUUUCACCGAUUUUUUGAAAGAAAACGGCGUGUGUAUGAUCAGUACGGCAAGGAGGGGCUGAAUAACGGGCGCGGCAGGCGCUCCGCCCCUGACGAGGACUACGAGUUCGGAUACCACAGCUUCCCCUUCACAUUCCGAGACCCCGAGGAAGUGUUCCGAGAAUUUUUCGGUGGCUCUCCGUUUGGUGAUUUGUUUGCUGAUCUGAACGGGCACGGCUACCACCACCGGCAUGGGCGGCGGAGUCACCCGAGCACGUCGCUGACUCGCAGACGCAAGCGCAGUGGCAAUGGCGGGCGCGAGUGGGACUCUGAUUGUGUGGCGUCGUGCGCCGCGUGCGACUGCCCCUACCUAUUGGAAGCUCACGUAAUUUGA